Messenger RNA from Oryza sativa Japonica Group (Japanese rice), 1409 nucleotides. The record is from RefSeq and is a predicted model, not a curated record. Lineage: Eukaryota; Viridiplantae; Streptophyta; Magnoliopsida; Poales; Poaceae.
AGCCACUCCAUAGCUCAUCAAGCAGUUCGAACACUCCAUUUGGUUGUCAUUUUCAACUAUAAUCCACCACAACUCGUGCAACAUCAGCUCACUCGUGUUCCCAACCGCGACAAAGCUUCACAGAUGGAGGCUCAGAACCAAGAGGUCGCUGCCCUGGUCGAGAAGAUCGCCGGCCUCCACGCCGCCAUCUCCAAGCUGCCGUCGCUGAGCCCAUCCGCCGAGGUGGACGCGCUCUUCACCGACCUCGUCACGGCGUGCGUCCCGGCGAGCCCCGUCGACGUGGCCAAGCUCGGCCCGGAGGCGCAGGCGAUGCGGGAGGAGCUCAUCCGCCUCUGCUCCGCCGCCGAGGGCCACCUCGAGGCGCACUACGCCGACAUGCUCGCCGCCUUCGACAACCCGCUCGACCACCUCGCCCGCUUCCCGUACUACGGCAACUACGUCAACCUGAGCAAGCUGGAGUACGACCUCCUCGUCCGCUACGUCCCCGGCAUUGCCCCCACCCGCGUCGCCUUCGUCGGGUCGGGCCCGCUGCCGUUCAGCUCCCUCGUGCUCGCCGCGCACCACCUGCCGGACGCGGUGUUCGACAACUACGACCGGUGCGGCGCGGCCAACGAGCGGGCGAGGAGGCUGUUCCGCGGCGCCGACGAGGGCCUCGGCGCGCGCAUGGCGUUCCACACCGCCGACGUGGCGACCCUGACGGGGGAGCUCGGCGCGUACGACGUCGUGUUCCUGGCGGCGCUCGUGGGCAUGGCGGCCGAGGAGAAGGCCGGGGUGAUCGCGCACCUGGGCGCGCACAUGGCGGACGGCGCGGCGCUCGUCGUGCGGAGCGCGCACGGGGCGCGCGGGUUCCUGUACCCGAUCGUCGAUCCCGAGGACGUCAGGCGUGGCGGGUUCGACGUUCUGGCGGUGUGCCACCCGGAGGACGAGGUGAUCAACUCCGUCAUCGUCGCCCGCAAGGUCGGUGCCGCCGCCGCCGCCGCCGCGGCGCGCAGAGACGAGCUCGCGGACUCGCGCGGCGUGGUUCUGCCGGUGGUCGGGCCGCCGUCCACGUGCUGCAAGGUGGAGGCGAGCGCGGUUGAGAAGGCAGAAGAGUUUGCCGCCAACAAGGAGCUGUCCGUCUAACAGCCGGACGAUCGAAAGGCGCACUAUAUUAUGGCAAUAAAUCAUUUGAUUAUACUUAUGCUGCAUUUGCGAAGCUAAGGUAUACUAUGCAAGCCAUAUGUUUGUGUUCGUACGUGUUGUUUGGGACGUACAGUUGUGUUGUUGUACGUCGUGAAGUACUGAAGUGUUCACAGUAGAUCACAAGUUCACAGCAAUCAAUGAGGACCCUGUAAGCCAGUGUAAACGAGGAACAUGCCAUCUGUGUAUGACAGUGAGAAAUUAUAUAAGAAAAACAUUUUGUGACAAAA